This is a messenger RNA of Impatiens glandulifera, 885 nucleotides long. RefSeq names its product protein LURP-one-related 7. Bases 141 to 731 code for a protein of 196 amino acids. Lineage: Eukaryota; Viridiplantae; Streptophyta; Magnoliopsida; Ericales; Balsaminaceae. The record is from RefSeq and is a predicted model, not a curated record. The transcript has 3 exons.
AACAAACCUAUGUGUUGAAGGAGAAUCGAUGAACAGAAGAGGAUUGGACAUGAUGAACACCACCAGGUCCCUCUAUCUACUCUCUUCCUCGCUCAAAUCAAGUAUACAUUGCGAAUCCUUCAUUCCAUCCUCAUCUAUAUAUGGAAUUGGAGGUUUCAUCGCCUCAGCAUCUGGAUAGUUCCCAUAUUUCGAUCGAUCUGUUCGUAUCCAAGAAGCACAUCGGCGGCGGCCUCAGAUUCACCGACGCCUCUAGCUGCCUCGUCUUCCAAGUCCAGAAACUCCCAUCCCCUGGUUCCGAACAUCGACGAGUCCUAAUCGAUGCCGCCGGCAAUCCACUCAUUUGUUUGCACCAUGACAAAGAUGGAUCUUGGAAAGGGUAUAAGGGUAAUGGGAGUGAAGAGAAGGAUAUGAUAUUCAAAGUAUGGAUGACUGUUAAUUCGUUUAGUCACAAAGAAUUUAAAGUAUCCAUUAUAGGUGAUGAAAAUGGUUCUGGUUCGGACUCUGAAUCAGGUUUUAGGAUGAAAGGUUCACAGUUCCACAGAUCGUUCAUGGUGUAUAAUCAGAAUUCAAUAGUGGCACAGAGCAGCUUGAUGCACAAACUCGGAAUAGGGAAGCAUUUCAUUCCAAGAAGCAAAUUCCGAUUGACCAUCUUUCCAGGUUUCAAAGAUCAAGCUCCUCUUAUUGUAGCUCUUACUGUUAUAUUCUUCCACGGUCGAAGAUUAUGGAUUUAAAUCUAUCGCCACCACCCCAUCUGUCGAAGAUUAUGAUUCUUUUCAGCCAAAUGUUAGCUAGCUUUUGAAUUAAUAUCAAUGGCAAUUUGAGAAACAAAUACAUUUAUUUUUCUUUCAUUUUUUUAAUAAAAUGAAUUAUAUAUUUUUUCUUGAA